UGACAGCAGAAUGGGAAAAGCCGAUUGCAGCAGGCCCAGGAGGAUGCGGAGGAGGUGAAGGACAUCAUGCUGGAGAAUCUUAACAAGGCGGAAGAGCGAUCUGGUAAACUGGGUGACCUGGAAGACAGAGCUGAUGAGCUGCUGAGAAAGAGUAAAGCCUUUGAGAAGAAAUCCAAUCAAGUAAAGGAAACAAAAAGAUGGAAGAAUAAGAAGAUGAAAAUUAUUUUAAUUGCAGUCGCAGUCGUUGUGGCCCUUGUCGUAGUUGGACUCAUCAUCUUUCUCACUGCAUCAUAG
This is a messenger RNA of Nerophis lumbriciformis (worm pipefish), 294 nucleotides long. Lineage: Eukaryota; Metazoa; Chordata; Actinopteri; Syngnathiformes; Syngnathidae. The record is from RefSeq and is a predicted model, not a curated record.